Messenger RNA from Rotaria sp. Silwood2, 1329 nucleotides. The record is from the annotation of a GenBank genome assembly. Lineage: Eukaryota; Metazoa; Rotifera; Eurotatoria; Philodinida; Philodinidae.
AUGCCAGCUAAUCAAUCAAAACGUAAACGAGCUAUUGAAGUACAUAAUAAGAAAGUGACACAACGUGGUAAUGUACCAAAAUCAAAUAAACAAGUUGAGUCAAAAACUCCUGUUGACGAAACUUUUUUCAGUUGGACUCUUAAAAAUCAAAUUUCAGUACUUGUUAUCGAUAUUAGUGCAAAUGGUCAACGAACAUCAACCGAAGAUGUGAAUGUACUUUUAUUUAUACAUAUUUUGACUAUGUUCCCUAAUUUACGAUAUUUAAAUUUUGGUCCAUCUUCAAUUUGGUAUCAACAAUUAUCAUAUGAUGCUCAACUUUCAACAAUAAUCUCUUCAAGUUUAUUAGAAUUACAUGUAUGUUUGCCAGACUUAAUCGAUUGUCUUUAUUUACUUGAUGGAUGUUUCAAUCAACUUCGCACACUUCAUGUUAAUAUUACUUUCACUAUGUCUUCAAAUUCAACAAUUAAUAAUAAGGAAAAACUACCUAAUCUAAGAUUCUUUUCGCUGCGUAGUGAUUGGGAUACAGAUUGUUACGAUAAAUUAAUUGUACCACUUCUAAAUCGAAUGUUAAAUUUGGAAGAAUUAAAUUUAUUUCUUCAAGUUACAGGCAGACAAAAAUUUGUUGAUAGUGAAGAUUUAAAGAAAAAUAUCAUCGAUCAUAUGUCACGAUUAAAUAAAUUUAAAUUUAGUAUUUGCUCAACUAUUCAGCUUGAUAAUGAACUUGAUUUUCCAUCAAAUGAAAAUAUUCAAAAGACAUUCAGAGAUUUUAAAGCUAAUCAAAUUAUUUCUUAUGUUGAUUAUUUUCCAAAAGCAAGACAAGGUCAAUGUCAUAUUUAUUCAUAUCCAUAUAAAUCAAAAAAUUAUUAUAAAAUAACAAAUAGUUUUCCAGGUGGAUUAUUUGAAUUUGUUCGUGAUAUCUCAUUAUAUGAUGAACGUCCUUUUGAACAUGAAUUUUUUCUUCGAAUUUCUCGAUCAUUUCCAUAUAUGGAAAAGUUAACUUUAAUUAAUCGAAAACAACAAAACAAUAAACAAUGCAGAAAAUCAAAAAAUCAAAAUUUUUCAAUUAUUACAUAUCCUCAUCUUAUCCAACUUGACCUUCAUAAAACUCAUAAAGAUUAUCAUAGACAAUUUUUAUUUGAUAUUACAACAUGCUUACCAGAUAAUGUUCGUGUUUGUAUGGAUUAUCGACUAACGAAAAAAGUGACACAUAAUUUCAGAAGAAAUAUUACACGAAAUAAUUGUUCGAAACUAAGCUACGUAUUUUUUUAUUAUAAAUCAGAAUUUCCUGAACAUUUAAAAGACUAUUUUCCGCGUGCGCGAAUACCUUGA